CAUACAAACAUAUACCCUUGUAAAACCCACUCACAGACUCACUGCCAUUGACAGUAGAAGGAAUGGGAUCGAAGGGUGUAUCAGAGGAUCUUCUGGAAACCCUAGGAGACUUCACGAGCAAAGAGAACUGGGACAAGUUCUUCACCAUUCGAGGUGUAGAUGACUCCUUCGAGUGGUACGCUGAAUGGCCUGACCUCCGAGACCCACUCCUCUCCCAACUCCAAACCCUCCUCAACCUUCAACAUCUUCACUUGCUCGUUCCUGCUUGCGGUAACUCUCGCCUCUCCGAGCAUCUCUACGACGCCGGUUACAAUUCCAUCACCAACAUCGAUUUCUCCAAGGUCGUCAUCUCCGACAUGCUCCGCCGCAACGUCCGCCACCGCCCGGACAUGCGCUGGCGAGUCAUGGACGUGACCGCCAUGCAGUUUGAAGAUGAGACGUUUGAUGCCAUUAUUGAUAAAGGUGGAUUGGAUGCUUUAAUGGAGCCAGAGCUUGGUCCAAAAUUGGGAAAUCAGUAUCUGUCAGAGGUAAAGAGAGUUCUAAAGCCUGGGGGAAAGUUCGUGUGCCUUACCUUGGCUGAAUCUCAUGUACUAGGUCUACUUUUCUCAAAGUUCCGACUUGGUUGGAAAAUGAGUGUUGAUGCCAUACCUUUGAAGUCUUCUAGUAAACCUAGCCUUCAAACAUUCAUGGUGGUUGUGGAGAAGGAGCUGUCUACUUUAUUGCACCAAAUUAUAUCAUUACUUCAUAAUUCGUCGCUUCAUUGUAAUUCAAAACAGACUUCUGGACUACAUGAAGCUCUUAAAAAUGAGAAUCAAAUUCGUGAAAAAUACUCCAGUAGCUCUGAUAUAUUAUACUCUGUGGAAGAUCUGCAAGAAGAACUGAAAAAGCUUUCCCAAGGUCGGCGAUUGCAGCUAACUUUGGGUGGACAAGGGUGCUCUCUUUUUUCUUAUAGAGCUGUAGUUCUUGAUGCUGAGGAACAGUCUGACCCAUUUACAUAUCACUGUGGGGUUUUCAUUGUGCCCAAGACUCGUGCUCGGGAAUGGCUUUUCUUUUCUGAAGAAGGACAGUGGAUGGUGGUCAGAAGCUCCAAAGCAGCUCGUCUCAUAAUGGUUUUCUUGGAUGCCAGCCAUACAAAUGCCAGCAUGGAUGAGAUUCAGAAAGAUUUGUCUCCUUUGGUUAAACAGUUGGCACCUGCAGAAAAUGAGAAUGGAGCUCAAAUACCUUUCAUGAUGGCAAGUGAGGGGAUCAAGGAACGAAACAUUGUUCACCAGGUCACAUCUUCAUUAACUGGAUCAAUUAUUGUUGAAGAUGUAGUUUAUGAAAAUGUUGAUAGUGAACUCAGUUGUAUUUUUCCUUCUAGAGAGUUGGUGUUUCGACGUCUUGUAUUCGACAGAGCUGCAAAUUUGGUGCAGUCUGAAGCUCUGCUGAAAGAUGAACAGUUACCUAUCAAAUCGGUCGGUGAGACAGGGAGGAAGAAAACCAACUCAUCUUCUAAAUCUAAGAAAAGGGGAUCUCAAAGACGGAAUGGUGGUAACUUUUUUCCUCUUUCCUUCUUCUAUCAUGGCUAUGUGGCUAGUUCUUAUCAUACAGGGAUUAUAUCAGGAUUCGCGUUAAUAUCUUCUUACAUGGAAAGCGUGGCAACAAGUGGGAAAAUGGUAAAAGCAGUAAUACUAGGUCUUGGAGCAGGUUUACUUCCUAUGUUUCUUCACGGGUGUAUCCCCUGUUUGGAAAUUGAGGCGGUGGAGUUGGACCCCGUAAUUGUUGAUAUUGCAAGGGACUACUUCAGUCUUGUGGAGGAUAAACGCUUAAAGGUGCAUAUAGCUGAUGGGAUCCAGUUUGUCCGAGAAAUUGCCAGUUCUGAAGCAGCUCAGGUUCAUGGAAAAAGUAAUAAUUCUAGUCACACCGAGUCUCCUUCAAAUGGGAGUUCAACUGCAUCUCAUGUAGAGAUUGUAGAAGCUACAAAAAUGGAUAUAGUUAUUGUUGAUGUUGACUCUUCAGAUCCAAGCUCUGGAAUGACAUGCCCUGCUCCGGGCUUUUUGGAUGAAUCUUUUCUUGAGACUGUAAAGGAUAAACUUUCAGAGCAAGGUCUGUUUAUUGUGAAUUUGGUGUCACGGUCCCAGGCCAUUAAGGACAUGGUCCUCUUGAGAAUGGAAACGGUCUUCAGCCACCUCUUUUGCCUCCAGCUUGAUGAGGACGUCAACGAGGUUCAUUUUGCUCUCAAAUCGGAGUCCUGUAUCGAGGAUAGCUGCUUUUCUGAAGCUUCUCAUAAACUUGAUAAAUUGUUGAACUUUAAACAUCCAGAGAUAGGUCAAAACAUUAUCAAUGCGACAAAGAAAAUCAGACGCUUGAAGUGAAACCCAGUUCUCCUCCCUAGCUGUCUUAAAAGCAUUACACUUUUCAUAUUUGUAAAAGCGUUGAUUUUGCUGAGCUAAAAAUGUCACUGAUCUGCGGAUUGUCUGGUACAUGUGAAUCAAUUAUUUGGAUAUUGUAUAAUUGCUUGUGAAAAUAUUGUAGCGGUUUCUAGGGGUGUGCAAA
Molecule: messenger RNA, 2535 nt
Organism: Gastrolobium bilobum
Lineage: Eukaryota; Viridiplantae; Streptophyta; Magnoliopsida; Fabales; Fabaceae
Exons: 16
Coding region: 63-2354 (763 amino acids)
Molecular function (GO): S-adenosylmethionine-dependent methyltransferase activity
Source: RefSeq, a predicted model, not a curated record